Glycine soja is the source of this 863-nucleotide messenger RNA. RefSeq names its product glycine cleavage system H protein 2, mitochondrial-like. The transcript has 3 exons. Gene Ontology annotation, biological process: glycine decarboxylation via glycine cleavage system; protein lipoylation. The record is from RefSeq and is a predicted model, not a curated record. Lineage: Eukaryota; Viridiplantae; Streptophyta; Magnoliopsida; Fabales; Fabaceae. Gene Ontology annotation, cellular component: glycine cleavage complex; cytoplasm; mitochondrion. Bases 76 to 543 code for a protein of 155 amino acids.
UCACCAACCCCCUCAAUAUAAAUAAAUGAAUGUUCAGCAUGACCACAGCAUAAGUGUAGAGAGAGAGAGAGAGAAAUGGCUUGCAGGCAAUUGUGGGCUUCAAGAGCUGCCUCUUACCUGAGGAUCUCUGUGUUUCACAGAGGCUUUUCUAAUGUUAUUAAAGAUUUCAAGUAUGUUGAUUCUCAUGAGUGGGUGAAAGUUGAUGGAAAUUACGCAACCAUCGGCAUAACUGAUCAUGCCCAAGAUCAUUUGGGUGAUGUUGUAUAUGUUGAAUUGCCAGAAGUGGGAGCAGCUGUGACACAAGGAGGUAGUUUUGGUGCAGUUGAAAGUGUGAAGGCUACUAGUGAUAUUAACUCUCCUAUUUCAGGAAAAGUUGUUGAAGUCAAUGAAGCCCUUAACAGCUCUCCUGCUUUGGUCAAUUCAAGCCCUUAUAAAGAUGGAUGGAUAAUUAAAGUUGAAAUAAAUGACAGUGGUGAACUAAACAACUUGAUGGAUUCAGAACAAUACUCCAAGUUCUGUGAAGAAGAAGAUUCCAAGCACUGAUGGUCUUGCCAAGAUCUUUCAGCACUCUCCAAUCUCCAUGGUGUAGAUCAUGUUUUUAUUGGGAAAGCUGCUAAAUUACUUAUUCCUUUUUCUCCUUGUGUCAUGGUUUGACCACUGCUCUAUUUUUAUUUUUCAUAAGCUUCUGAACCAGUGGGAUGAUAUUUUUCACUCUUUGCAAUGGAAAAAUGAAAUUGAUAAAGAGGUAAAAUGAUGAUGAUGAUAACAAUAAUAACUUCUAGUUUUCUUUCAAAGUUAUGCUAUUUUUGUUAGAUGAUGUCUAUAAUGGUUUGAUAAAUAAGAUGGACCGUAGUUAUCAAGAA